This is a messenger RNA of Pneumocystis jirovecii RU7, 318 nucleotides long. RefSeq lists its product as uncharacterized. The coding region runs from base 1 to 318 and encodes 105 amino acids. The transcript has a single exon. NCBI's taxonomy places the organism in Eukaryota, Fungi, Ascomycota, Pneumocystomycetes, Pneumocystales, Pneumocystaceae. The record is from RefSeq and is a predicted model, not a curated record.
AUGAACUGCUCCAAUGGCACCAACGAAUCAAAUACUACUAAUGCCGCCGUGUCUACUGCUUCUAAUGAUGCACAAACGCCUUUAAUGCUACCUGCUGUCCCUUCCAAUCCUUCAGCUACUACUGGUGUUCCACAGGCAACACUGCGCCUUGAUCAGCUUGGACCGGUUAUUGUUAAUAGUGAUGGAACACUUGCACGCAUUGAUAAUUGGGCAGCGUUAACUGAUGCAGAAAAACGCAAUAUUGAACGUCUGCUUGUACGUCGUAAUUGUGCACGUCUCGAAGCAUUGCGAGCGGCAGACAAUACUAAAGAUACAUAA